UAACUGAUAACGCACUCAACACAUUCCAUAAAGCACAGCCAAGGUCCAAAAACAGCAGAAGAAAGAAAUAAUGUUAUCGGAAAUACUUUUAUCGUGUUUCACUUACAAACGGGGACUGUACUAGUACAUGGAUAGGAUUUUUUUUUUUUGGUGUGUGUUUAUAUGGAAUAUUUAAUAUAUUAUCCGUAAAGGAAAACAAAACAAAAGGAAGAAACAAAAUGGCGGCCAUUAUGAGGCUUGCCCUGUGUGUAUUGAUGGUCUUCUCGGAUUGUGUUGGAAGUAACAUUAUCGAGUUAAGUGUAUCAAAAGCCGCAAAGAAAGGCGACAUGGUGGCAAAGUGUGGUUGUAGUGAUUUGGACUGUUCGUUUUCAGGUGCUUUCGAUUCGCAAGGUUUUGACAUUUCAAAAUCAGGAAAUAUCAUUUUGGCUAAAGAUGCCGUGAGUUUCGAACAAGAAACACUUCCGGUCUUGGUGAAAACAAAAGAUAGUUGCUACACCAAUAUGGCGGCAGAGCAAAAAUUCAUCAUUCAUAUUGUGGAUUCGUCAAAUUCAGUUUCUAUGUCCUCACCUAUACUCCAUAGCUCAAUGCUUAACGAUUUCCCAACAUUGGUUGGGACCGUUGAAAGUUUAACUCCACCUGGCGGUGAAACCGAUCAAUAUAAGUCAUUUCAUUUAUUAGGACCGUUGUCUGAACAUUUCAAAGUAAAAAUAAACAGUGCAAAUGAAGUUGAAAUAUUAAAAGAACCAAGUUUUCUGAAGAGUGAAACCUUUUCAACGUUUCUCUUUAUUUUAGUGUUCAAAAGCGAACGCCAGACGUACUAUUAUAAUGCAGAGCUUUUCAUAGGUUCUGAUAUUGAAGAUUCAGAAGACAGAUAUAUUAGUGUACAAGAAUCUCAUGACGUCAUGAAACGCCAAAUCUCCACAGUUGUACCAAGAAAUGUGGCAAAGAACAUUUCUGUGUAUGAAAACAAUACGGGGGUUUUAUUCAACAUUCUGGAUAAUCCGUCUCAAAACAAUGGAAUGUCUUUCGAAAUAUUAGAAGCACUCCCGGAAGACAUUUUUCAAAUCGAUGCAGACGGCAAUGUUACCUUAAAAGAUGGCGCUCGUCUUGACUAUGAUAAAGGACACCGGGUAUACACCAUUCGAAUUGAGGUCAAAUCAGAAUUAGGAGGACAAGUCACUCGCUAUACAGUACACCUAAAAGUCCUCGACAGCAAUGACGAAUUUCCGGUCUUUGUGAACGAGCCACGCCCUUUUCUGUCUACUGUGCGCAGUAACGCCCCUUUAAGGACAACCGUGUAUAUCCUGAGCGCAUCAGAUCCAGAUCCCGGAAGCAGUUUGCGGUUCUACAAUAAUGGUUCUCUUGACUUUGAUGUGGACGAAAAAACCGGAAAAAUCAUGACUGCCAGGAUCUUUAAUGGUGUCAACGAUACAGAUGGGACUGAUUACGUCAUAACUGUCUAUGUGUCGGACAUCGCGGCCCCGGUACUGCAGACGACAGAGGCCACGGUAACGGUCAGGAUGGGAAGAAGAGGGCCCCAGUUUUUCUCUUCGUCAUACUCUGCAAACGUUCGAGACGACAAUGAAAUCAAUCAAAUAUUUCUCCUUUUGGAUAGUAACGGAGACAAUUCACCUGUUCAAUCUCUGAACUUCCAGGCUGAUUCGGGUGGCACCACGACUUAUUCGGUGUAUAGCUCCACGUCCACCACAUCUAAUAAAUUUGACAUUUCUCCAGACGGAAAUCUCCGAGUACUAUCCAAGCUGUUGUUGGGCGUGGAUCCCCCUCAGUACUCCUUGUACAUCCAGGCCCAGGAUUCUUUUUCGGGAUUAUCGACAAACGUCGACCUGACUGUUCAUCUUCUGAAGAAUUACAAACCAAUGUUUACGUUGCCCGUCUACACGCAAACCGUGCUGGAGAGUCUGAAAGUCAACGAUUCCGUUUUGACUGUGGAGACCAUUGGGAACAAUGGCACGCAGAAUUUUAACUACAGCGUUGACUCGUCUGUGUUCUGGGUUGAAAACUCGAAUGGAAAAGGCAUCAUCCGAGUGAGGAGUCAGUUAGACUACGAGGCAGCAAGUGAUGCGUAUUACCAGGACCAUUCAUACACCUUCCACGUGACAGUCGAUGGCUACAACAUUACGUCACUAGUUGUUGUGUACAUACAGAACGUAAAUGACGAAGCACCCACAUUUACGAGCAGCAGUGAAAGCACAAUACAAGACACGAUCGAUUCGGGUCGCACCGUGAUGAAUGUCAAAGCCAUUGACAAGGAUGGGGAUAAAGUGACAUACAGAUUUCUAGGAUCCAGUUCAAUAUUUAGUAUUGACCAAACUUCCGGGAAAAUAACGAUAUCGAUACCAGGAAGUCAACUGCCAGUCAACCAAGACUCCUAUGAGUUGAUUGUGGCGGCUCAGGAUGAUGGGAGUUGCUGUGAACACGGCACAGCUCAUACGACAACGCAACCCAUCAAAAUCAACAUCGUGGACAGCAAAAACUUCAAACCCCAGUUUGUGGAUUGCAGGUCCUACUAUAACGCGUCAAUUCUAGAAGAAGAACCCAGAGGAACGGUUGUUUUAACGGUUUCAGCAACAGAUAGAAACAAAGGAGAGAACGGCGUAGUGGACUAUACCAUUCUUAGUUUUAGAGAUGACCUUAGGCAAGACUUUACCAUCGAAAAGAUAAACGGAUCUGGAGUAAUCAAAAGUAAUGUCAAGUUUGACCGCGAGACGUUGAAGGACAUUCUGAAGGUGACGGUCAUUGCGACCGACCACGGCCAGCCCCCACUCAGCAGCGAGUGUUCCUUCAUUGUUGACGUCAUCGAUAUAAACGACAACGCCCCGGUGUUUCUUUCGGGAGAAAACGUACAAGGAUGUCAAGGACGCGAUGAAGGAAGGGUGUCACGUGACUCUAGUAUUAGUGACGUAGCGUUGAACAUUAGAGCGUUCGAUAUAGACUCCGGGGAAAAUGCUGAAGUAGUAUACUCGUUAGUUGACAAUCCAGGGAAUUACUUUAACAUCAUGACCAAAACGGGGAUGAUUAUUGUAAAUCAAAACCUUUCCGAUGCUCCAGAACGUGUGAGUUUACAAGUUUUAGCAUCGGAUAAAGGAGAAAUACCACAGAACUCAACAACCUUUGUUGACAUUGUUGUCAGUAACUCCUCAGUAACUAAGAUUUGGCCCAGUGGUAAAAAUAACCCGGACCAGAUCAUUGAUGACAACACGAGAACUGACGCUCUGAUCAACACAGUGUCAUUCGGAACAACUAUUACUGGUGCCAGAUUAAUCGUAAAAUGCCAAUCUUCCGAAAUGACUGACAAGUUUAAGAUUUCAGUUCCGGCAAGCGAUAAUAGAAAAUUUGAGUUGCAUGCAGCAGGGGACUUUGAUGAUGAAAAAGACACAAAGGUCGUGCAAAUAAGAGUGUACACGGGCCAAGGAAAUGACCAAAAAUACGAAGAUUCUUACUUCCUCUUUCAAAUAAAUGACACCAACAACAAAGCUCCGAUAUUUGUGAACAGGGAGAACCCUAGCAUUGGUAAAAUAGAGUUUUCGGUACAAGAGGAGCAGGCGGUUGGGGAGGAAGUCGGUAUUUUAUUGGCCCACGAUGGGGACAGUAACCCACUGUUCAACAAGGUGUCUUAUAGAACUCGGUUCAAUGACACCAAUUUUAAGGUGGAUGAAUCUAGUGGUGUGGUAAGUACGCUUAUCGAGUUUGACCGAGAAAAUCUUACAACAGAUACAGUGGACCUACAGGUGAUUGCUGAAGACGGCUACCCAUCCUCUAUCCCCGGACAAACCGGUCCAAAUACAGUGAACAACGGAUUAAAAGGAUCAAAAGUUGUCCAGAUCACUAUAGAAGACAUCAAUGACAACCCGCCAUACUUUGCCAACAGCUUUUACUUCUUCACUGUGCCAGAAAAUGCCCCCGUUUAUCAGCAUGUUGGAACUAUUAAAGCUUUGGACAAAGAUGAUGAGAAGACUUCGAAGUAUACUAAAUAUUCUGUUGGAGAAUCGAGAUAUUUUGGAGUGAACGAAAAUACCGGCGACAUUUUUGUAGCUGGAAUUCUUUUCGGUCAAGCCAAUACGAACAUUACUGUUAUGUUCACGGCAGACGAUGGGAAGUACAGUGCAUCCGUUAACGUGUAUAUCGGUGUGCAAAAAACUUACAACAGACGUCCGGAGUUUUCCGGAAAUUACGACAUCAAGAGCAUUGUGGCCAACAGAAAUUACAACGAGUCCCUGUUUCAGGUCAAGGCUAAUGACCCAGAUUGUGGAAAUCCUUGCCAUUUGACCUAUGACAUCAUUUGGGGUGAUCCGGUCAUUCCGCGGGUUUUUAGAAUCGACCAAUCGACCGGAGAAGUGUUCCUUUUGGCGCCCCUAGAGUCCCGGCCAUAUGUGUUUAGUGUGAAGGUGACGGACAGUUCUUCGGGUGGCCGAAAGAAGCGAUCUCUUGCCGCCAAGGAUGCUUAUACAACGGUCACAAUUAACCCAGCAGCUUGUAACGCUCACCAAGAGGCAAAUGCAGCGGCCACCUGUGAAUGCAUAGACUACUGCAAGGACACGGCCCUCUGCCACAAUGGGGGCACGUGUCAACUGAACUGUACAGAUGGUUCAGAGCGGGGCUAUUCCUGCCAGUGCCCCUCGGGGUACAGUGACUGGGAUUGCAGUGAGGUAGUGGUGGUCACAUCCUCCUCCAUCACAAACAACGAAGACGACAACACGUGGCUAAUUGUGUUACUGGUGUGCCUCGCUGCAUUGAUAGCAGUGGUCAUUCUUAUCGUGGCCUUUUUGGUCAUGAGACGGAAAAGAAUGGACAAGGAUAAAAGCAUGUUUGCAUACGACAAUGAUGACUAUGACAUCAGAGAAGACGUCAUGGAUUACGACGAAGAUGGCGCAGGAGAGGAUGACUAUGCUGGCUAUGAUAUCUCAGUCAUCAGAAAACCUGUGAAUGCUAGAGAAGGCACUAUCAUACCCAAAUCUAGGACAACAUCAGACAAACCAAAUACCUCGUCCGGACCAAGCACGGGUCACCUCGGAGAUUUCAUCAACGAGCGGCUGGGAGACGCCGAGGGGGAGAGCGGUGCCCCUCCCUACGACACUCUGCACGAGUUUAUGUACGAGGGUGAGGGAAGCCUGGCCGGCUCCCUCAGCUCCAUCAACACGUCAUCGAGCGGAGGGAGUCAGGACUACGAGUACCUCCAGGAAUGGGGGCCGAAAUUUGCCAAGCUUGCCGAUAUGUACAAUACAUAUGAGGAUUCUGAUUGACGCAUAUCAACUAGAAUAUCAUGUUAGCAGUGCAAAUCAUUUACUAGCAUCAUCAUGUCGAUAUUUUUGUUUCAUAUUUUUGGAUUUCAGCGUCUGCAUCAUCGUCAUUUCAUUUUUUUUAAAAUUACAAAUAUUUAAUCAUACCAUUGACUAGUUUUAUGUCAACUGCUUCUUUUAAAUUAAAAUGCUGAUGAAUUUGGUGCCAUAACAAUCCAUAUGUGUGUAUGUGUGUAGUGUAAUGAUAAUUUUAUUAUAGUUUUUUAUAAACAAAAAUGAUUUCUAUAAACUGCAUGCUACCCUUUUUGUCUCGGAAUAUUUUUUUUAAUUGGUUCGGGUAUGUUAUGCCGUAAUUUUGUGGAGAAAACAAUUUCCUCCAGAAAUGUGAAGUCACCACUUUACAGUCAAAUGCUGAUAUUUUGUCAAAUAAAAUUAUUAAUAAA
Magallana angulata is the source of this 5701-nucleotide messenger RNA. RefSeq names its product neural-cadherin-like. The record is from RefSeq and is a predicted model, not a curated record. Lineage: Eukaryota; Metazoa; Mollusca; Bivalvia; Ostreida; Ostreidae. Gene Ontology annotation, biological process: homophilic cell-cell adhesion. The transcript has 22 exons. Bases 219 to 5261 code for a protein of 1680 amino acids. Gene Ontology annotation, molecular function: cadherin binding; calcium ion binding. Gene Ontology annotation, cellular component: plasma membrane; catenin complex.